AUGGUCUCAAUCGUGGAUUCCUUGUCUUUUUUAGAUAGUCCAAAAAUCAAUUGGAAGUUAAUUAUUGCCGGAUUUACAGUUGGUCAAUAUGUGUUUGAAACCUACCUCGAUUAUAGACAAUACCAGGUUUUGAAAAACAAAUCACCUCCAGCCUCGAUAAAGGCCGAAGUUGAUCAAGCAACGUUUGACAAGUCUCAGAAAUACUCCCGUUCAAAGGCAAAGUUCUCCAUUUUUUCAUCUACUUUUGGUUUGUUGCAAAACUUGGCUAUUUUACGUUUUGAUUUUUUGCCUAAACUUUGGAGUAAAAGUGGAGCUAUAAUGAAUGCAAUUAAUUUCCUUUUGCCUAAAUUUAUGGGCGGUGUUAUUACUCAGUCAAUCAUCUUUGUAUUCAGUUUCCUGGUUAUUAGUACCGUUGUCGGUUUGCCCUUAAGUUACUAUAGUAAUUUUGUUUUGGAAGAAAAGUAUGGUUUCAACAAACAAACCAUUGGAUUGUGGAUCUCUGACAAAGUGAAAGGAAUUGGUCUUACUCUUGUGUUGGGGUCUCCCGUCAUUGCUGGUGUGUUGAAGAUUAUUGACUAUUUUGGAAAUUCGUUCAUUUUCUACUUAAUGGGUUUCUUUUUGCUUGUAAACUUGGUUGCCAUGACAAUUGUUCCUACUUUAAUUAUGCCUUUGUUCAACAAGUUCACUCCUUUAGAAGACGGUGAGUUAAAAACAGCUAUCGAGGCAUUGGCUUCUUCACAAAAGUUUCCUUUACAAAAAUUGCAAGUUAUAGAUGGAUCCAAGCGUUCGUCUCAUUCAAAUGCAUAUUUUACCGGUUUACCAUGGAGCAAACAAAUUGUUUUAUUUGAUACUUUGAUUGAGCAUAAUACAACUGAGGAAACAGUUGCGGUGUUGGCUCAUGAGAUUGGUCACUGGAGAUUGAAUCAUAUUCCCAAGAUGCUUGCUAUGCAACAAGCUCACUUUUUCAUAAUUUUUUCAUUGUUUUCAGCGUUUGUAAGCAACAAUUCGUUGUACACGUCAUUUGGAUUUUACAACCAGCAACCAAUCUUGAUCGGUCUUAUGCUUUUUGGUGACAUCUUACAACCUUUGGAAUGUGUUUUAACUUUUGUUCAAAAUUUGGUAUCAAGAAAGCAUGAGUAUGAUGCUGACAAAUAUGCAUACGAUUGCGGCUAUUCCGAAGAAUUGAGUAGAUCUUUGAUCAAAUUGUCUAACAAGAAUUUGUCAAGUAUGAAUGCUGAUUGGUUAUAUUCAUCAUUCCAUUAUUCACACCCAAUUUUGCCAGAAAGAUUGAGUGCAUUAGGUUAUGUAUCAAAGGAAAAGAUUGGAUCAGGCGAUCUCAAACCAGAGGGAUUUGGAGAAACUGAAGUGAUUGAAGAGAAGCCAGAAAAGCAAGAUUAG
Messenger RNA from Lodderomyces orthopsilosis Co 90-125, 1398 nucleotides. It is a transcript of the gene STE24, whose product is annotated as zinc metalloprotease. The transcript has 2 exons. The coding region runs from base 1 to 1398 and encodes 465 amino acids. The record is from RefSeq and is a predicted model, not a curated record. Lineage: Eukaryota; Fungi; Ascomycota; Pichiomycetes; Serinales; Debaryomycetaceae. Gene Ontology annotation, cellular component: endoplasmic reticulum membrane. Gene Ontology annotation, biological process: CAAX-box protein processing. Gene Ontology annotation, molecular function: metalloendopeptidase activity.